AUGGCUAGCGGUGGAGUUUAUGCUGAGACUUUGGAGCUGCCAAAAGUUCCUGAUACUAUUGUUUCGGGGAGCACGUUUAUCAAAUGGGACGACGUAAGAAAAGCGAAUUUCUUGUACUUUAAUCACUGUGUAUUAAUAAUCGAAUACAGAGCGUUCGUAUUGUCAACAUCUCACACCGACUUAAUCUGACCCGAACGAGGGCAGUUUAAUAUGUUAUCGUUAUACUUAGCGCUUGCUUUUCAGUAGUGACAUAUAUACGGGGGAGCCGCAGGAAGAAUCGAAAUUGCUACCUUUGAAAUUCGGAUCUUGUGAAGGAAGCCGAAAGCAAGAUUUAGCGGCGAUUAUAUUGAGUGUUACUAUGUCCUUCAUAGCGAUGGACGGAUAGCAAAGCAAGUCGUCGAUCAAUAUAUCACCCUAUCGUGGUUUCUGCUCAUUACAAGUCCAUAGUUUCCAUUGAAUUUUAGCGCGAAAAUAUACCAAGAUUGUUAUCUAUCGAAUCACAGCUAAAAUUGCCUCGUACUUUGUUUACUUUAGGAUUCUGGCCUAGCACAGGCAUGUACACUAAAAAUUGACCCUUGUGGAUAUGUCCUGUUUUGGAAAUUCGAAGAAAAAGCGGUAAGGAACGGUAUUUUAUUAAAUACAGUGCUAAGUGCUUGUAUACUUUGGCCUUUAUAUAACGAGCUGAAGCAAUCGUUUUGUAGGGAACGUUAUAUAGUCAAUCUUCAGUUAUAAACGCUUUUGGAAUGUAGCCGAGAGUUCACGGCUUAUAUAGUUAUAUGUUAUGCAAUAUACAUCAAUUUCGUAUUCUGCCAAAUUCAGAGCUUAAUUCCUUGGCACAUGUAGAUUUCAUUUAACAGAAAUUGCAAAGUAUAUUUUGAUACCGUAACCUUUUGGUUCUAGUCGGAGGGCAUUGAAUGCAUUCUGUGUCGAGUGUAUGUGUAUUUAAUGUAUCAACGCAUCUCGGGACUCGAGUCAUGCAUACAAUGUCAACGUUGAUAGCUCAGCCGUUUCUACCGCUUGUUUUGUUUAGGAAACCGACUUGUUGGACGUUAUUCAGAUCAGUGAUGUUCGCAAUGGAAAAUACGCUCGAAUGCCAAAGGUGAAUCCUAUAUAUAGACCGAUAUAGUUCAAUGUUUGUCAGUGUAUAUGAUCAAAAUUUCUCGGUUGUUGCGCCCAUAUGUUGCAAUGUUAAAUUGCAAAAGCUUAUAGCGGAUUAGCUUGCAUUGCGUGUAAUAAUCUUGAUUUUUGGUCUACAGUAGCAAAGUUUAUAGCAUCGGUAUAGAUAAGACCUUAACGAAGUCUUGUGUGUAUUCUCUAUACGUAUAAUACACACGGAAUUCGCCGUAUUCUCGAUAACAAUGGGCCAAUUUAUAAGGUUUGCCCACGAGUCACGUCCUAGCCAAGCCAAGGUAUGCAAGCGUUGAUGAAUGACAGUAUAAAAGUGUCAAACAUCCCACUCACUGACACAGCCAGCUCUCUGCAAAUUUGAAAUUCAGAUUCGGCCCACUUUCUAAUCACCUCACAGUGACGCGUAUUAUUUUUAAUUAUUGCUUUGACUUGGAUAGUAUUUAAUUUCGAAAUAUUCGCUGCACUUUUGGAAUCGUGUUUGACGCACUUUUGGAAUCGUGUUUGACGCAAACCAUCGACUAUGUACCAUAACUCAUAAGUGUUCCUUGCCUUGUGCCGCUUUUUCAAUUUCGUGCGAAUUCUUUAUGCCACUUGCGAACAAUGCCGGUUAUCUGUCAUUCUGCCAAAACAAAAAAAACUCCAACAAGGCCAAAAUUAAAAGUAUCCCAGCAAUUUGAACUGAUUAGUCCCUUCGUCUGAGCACAGGUUUUUCACGACUUGUUAUAUAACUGAGUAUAAUAUUAGUGUAUAUAUAGUACAUAUUAUGUCAUGCAUAUAUGCCGUGUACAUCACUGCAAAAUGCCAAAAAGCAUAACUAUGUGUCUAUUAUAAGACUACUAUAUAUGAAAUUGAAUUCUAACUUCCUUCGCUAAAAAUUUCCUUGCAAGGAUUUUGAAAAAUUUUAGCAAGAAUUUUUUUUCAAUUUGACGAUUUUUUGACAAGCCCAAAGAUAUACUGUCUGAUUGAAACAUUGAGAACUGUUCAUGUUCAUAUCCGGUACAAUAUUCGAGCUGUUUCGUUACAACGACCCAAAUUGUAAAUAUUGCAAACUACACUACAAUAUCUAAAAAUAAUCUUUAUAGACAAAGACUCCUUGUUCGUUUGUAUAUUUUGAAAGUGUCCUUGCACUCAAGUAAUAUGUCUACAUUGUCUAGUAUACAGAGUACAAAAAUACAUGUAUACAAGUCUAAAACACGUGCAUGCCUCUUGAGCCUUUUUGCUCUUUUUUCAAAAUCUCAGACCAAAAUCCCAAAGCUAUUAUUGUCAGUCAAUAUAAGCGCUUAUGCUACUUCAACUUGUGAUAUUAAUAACUCGAGCGUUCAUUAUGACAUUAUUAUUUAUUAUCAAGCCGCAUCAGUAUGCCAUCCAUUUAAUCAUAUGACGCGUAUCGGGCAAAAUUAAACAGUCUCCACGCAGGGCAUAUAUAGGCAGAUUAUAUAACAUGUAGCUAUGCGCAUAUCAUGUAUUUAAAAAACAACACCAUUAUUCAUAGUAAAGUCGCCGUCUUGAAAAAUUAUCUGAAAAUGAAAUAGUUAUAUAUUCGUAAUUCUUCUGCGAUAUUGAAUCGGCUACAAUAAGUCUGUUCGGCUUGCAAUCUUCGACCGCAUACGGAAUGUCAGCCUAUUUCAAUUAUAUUUGUUUAAAUAAUUCUCUAAGCAUACAGAAUUUGCCCGCCAUGCAGCUGCGUCGAUAUUAAACACAGCGAGAGCGACUGCCGUUUUGCUUAUAGCUAUUAUAAUUUUGACAUCCCUUUUUGGCGUAUAUCUGCCCAGUGUUUUUGGUGAAAAACACUGCAACCCUUUUCGAAAUUCAUUGACAUUGUAAAAGCUUCGAAAUAUACUUUUUCCACCGAUAUUUCGUGUGUCAAUUGACCUUGUCUGUUAGUCACAUUUCAAGACCUGCUAGAGCUGUCAAAUCUUGAGUGCAAAUCAUGAAUAAAUGUAUGAAUGUUUCUGUGGAAAAUCUGCAUGAAUUCUCUCCCAUUUGGAAAGACCCGCCCUGGUUCUCACGGCUAACGAGGCCAUCACAACUGUCUAGUCAAGCACUGAAUUCUUAAUGCUAUAGUUCACACUAUCAAAGAUUCUGUGAUCCAUCAGUAGGAAUGUUGCAUAUAGCCUUCAAAAAAGGCCCGGUCCUUUGCAAACCUUUAACUCUAUAAACCUUAAAUGAAGUUAAACCUUAAACUCUAAGCGCGCAAAGCUUAAUGGGAACAUAAGUUUCAAGCUUAGUAGUUGAAUAUUGCAACUAUUUUGGUUUGUGAAUGAAUAGUUCUCGUAAGGAGACAUUUACCGUGGGCGCUUUCCAUUAACACGGCCAGACUGGUCAUGCAGAACGGUCAAAAAUCGUUGAAUGGAAAACAAAACAUUUGGGUUUCGGACCUAUCCGAUCGGAAAAUUUUAGAUAACAUUAGAAUGAGGUCCAUUUUCGCUAGAUAUUUGAGAAACAUAGACCAGAUGUUUCCAUUGAUACAGAGAAAAGAAUUCGGGUCUGACCAAUCAGGCCAUUAUUCAUUAAAUGGAAGCGCCCCAUGACUCUAAGAAAUGGGCCCCUAAAUGAUUUCUAAAUAUACAAGCCCAGAGAUACGAGUUUGUAUCCUGGCUUGAGAUUUUCCGUUUCUCAAAAGUGUUUGAAUUUAAUACAGAUACGAAAGUUCUACAAUAAGCUGAAAUGAUUCGGACAGCAACCACAGCAGCGACAAAUAUUUGCUGCCUUGUUUCUCGAGGCUAUCGCUUUCCAGAAAGUUUGCAUUGUAUAUUAUGCGUGUGUAAACAUUUUCAGAAAUGAUAUACAGCUCACACAAUUUGCGAUAUGCAAAAGCACAUAGGCUAGCAGAUGUCCCGCGUUUCCAGACAAUUUUAAUACCUACAAUGAAAUUAAAGUGUUUGAUUUUGUCUAUUGUAAAUUAAUUGAUUGAAGCGUUCUCUUUUCUGUGGUGAUGAAAAUUUAGAUCUAUUGUGAAUGGAUGCAAAGGUCUAAUUAUUCUGCAUGAUAACAGCUUGCCGCGGUAAUGCCACUAAUGGCGGACACCUCUGGGCGGACACUAAGCGAAACCAUAUCAUGGGAGCUGGCUUGCCAGCAAAACACAUUUCUACUUCUUGAGUCAAUUUGUGGUUACUUGAGUGUGGGGCAGUUGAACAAUGGCAAAUGACCAGCCUGCUUUGCGCGCACUGUUUGCCUGCGAAUCGGGCCUUUCAGAACCGGAAAUCGGGCUGGAGCACGCGUUCGUUCUUUUGAUUUGGCAAAAGAAGCACGACAAAUGGCAAAAUUCGCACGGUGCUCGUUUGCAAAAGCAACUGCAAACUGCUCCAAUUCUUUCUGUCACAUUCAUUUGAUCUCAUCCGUGAGUCGGCCUCAACGGCCUUUGAUUAUCGGUGUCGGAUGUUGGGAUCCGUGGUAACCGCGUUACCUGCAAAUGUCUGGGACUAACUCCAUUCAAACCUGAGUCAGAAGGCCUUCCAUGUAGUAUAGUACAAAAUUUCAAUAUUUAUACCAGUAUUGUUUUGCAAUAUUUACCGACUAGAUUUAGGAGGCGUCGCAUUUCUAACAUUCUAUUUCAGUUAAACUCUGUGUGAUUUGAAUAUUUUCCCAUUCUGUGGUCAAGUUAUAUAUUAGUCAAGCUCUGAGUUAGGUUUCCUAUUGCCAAAAUUGACUUUCUCAGGCCCAAUGCUCAAAAACUUUCGUGGCCCGGUCCCACAUCGCAACUCACAAGUGGCCCGGUCCCCCAUCGCAACUCACAAGCGGCGUGAUCUCAAACCUGCUCCAGCAGUCCAGCUGCUGACAAGGCUAACUGUAAAUUAUUUUUGGUUACCUGCAAAUGUACAGGCAUGGUCGUUGCUGCAAGUUUCAGUCCUCAAAUUUAAAAGCCCAUACAGAUCGGACGCGAUUCGGCAACGCGACGCGACUUUUCAUAUAUUCGGAACCACUUAAGCAAUUUUAGCUAUUUGGUCUGCAUAUCUUGUAAAUUUUUUAUCCGUUGAUGGUUUUAUUUGGUUUUAAAAAGUGAAAAUUCGCGUCGCGUUGUCGAAUCACAAUCCUGGCAAAAAUUAUCGUGGACACCGCGUGCGUCAAACAAAAAUAGAUGUUUUUCUACAGAAUUAAUCCCCCAGAAAAUUUCUUCCCCUCCUACCCCCCAAUUCAAUGUUGGUAAAUGAAACUUUUAAGAUUUAAAUGCGAGAAACAACAUUGAAUAGGGGCAGGUGGCAACAAAUUUCAUGAAAAACGUCUCAAUGUUAAUAUUGGCGUUAGAAAAGUUAGGUGUCCACAUAAUUUUUGCCAGGUUGUAGCUUGCGUGCUUCUUUAAAAGAUAUACCACGUUAGGUACUUAUAUCAGCUUUUUCAAAGAAUUUAAGAUAAUAUUGGAGGGGUGGUCCACCUUCGCCCCCGUCCGCCGCCGUCCCAGUGGGGAUACAACCUGAAACCUCUGGUGAGCCCCGGAAUUUGAAUAACAAACGAGAUGUUAAACAAUUCUGAAAAGGAAACGGCUAAAUACUUGCUAACGACUUUAUCACUUCGUGAAGAAUCUUUUGCCAAACGGUGAAUUGAAAUAAUGAAAUGUGUGAACAUGGGAAUAUUUAGAAAAUCGUUAACAGUCCCAGCUUUUCUUGUCUAUAUGCGGGAUCUAGGCUUUAAGCCAAGAUCCUGAAAGAGGGCGUCCAUGCAAUUUUGGUAUAAUGACACAUCUACAGUAAAGGGAGUUAGAGAAAACGUUCCUCUGGAAAACCUUUGAAGUUUGGGUCUGAGACUCUUCAAUACUAAAGUUCAUUCGAGUUUUUGACCCCUGACGUUGCCGACCUCCAACCAACUGAGCUACAGAGUCCAGUUGUUGAGCUCUAACCAACUGAGCUACAGAGUCCAGUUGUUGAGCUCUAACUAACUGAACUACAUAGUCCAGUUGUCGACCUCUAACCAACUGAGCUACAGAGGCCAGUUGUCGAGCUCUAACCAACUGAGCUACAGAGUCCAGUUGUCGAGCUCUAACCAACUGAGCUGCAGAGUCCAGUUGUCGAGCUCUAACCAACUGAGCUACAGAGUCCAGUUGUUGAGCUCUAACCAACUGAGCUACAGAGUCCAGUUGUUGAGCUCUAACCAACUGAGCUACAGAGUCCAGUUGUUGAGCUCUAACCAUGCAACUGAGCUACUGAGUCCAGUUGUUGAGCUCUAACCAACUGAGCUACAGAGUCCAGUUGUUGAGCUCUAACCAACUGAGCUACAUAGUCCAGUUGUUGAGCUCUAACCAACUGAGUUACAGAGUCCAGUUGUUGAACUCUAACCAACUGAGCUACAUAGUCCUGUUGUCGAACUCUAACCAACUGAGCUACAGAGUCCAGUUGUUGAGCUCUAACCAACUGAGCUACAGAGUCCAGUUGUUGAGCUCUAACCAACUGAGCUACAGAGUCCAGUUGUCGAGCUCUAACCAACUGAGCUACAGAGAGACAGUUGUUGAGCUCUAACCAACUGAGUUACAGAGUCCAGUUGUUGAACUCUAACCAACUGAGCUACAGAGUCCAGUUGUCGAGCUCUAACCAACUGAGCUACAUAGUCCAGUUGUUGAGCUCUAACCAACUGAGUUACAGAGUCCAGUUGUUGAACUCUAACCAACUGAGCUACAUAGUCCAGUUGUUGAGCUCUAACCAACUGAGUUACAGAGUGCAGUUGUUGAACUCUAACCAACUGAGCUACAGAGUCCAGUUGUCGAGCUUUAACCAACUGAGCUACAGAGAGACAGUUGUCGAGCUCUAACCAACUGAGUUACAGAGUCCAGUUGUUGAACUCUAACCAACUGAGUUACAGAGUCCAGUUGUUGAACUCUAACCAACUGAGCUACAGAGUCCAGUUGUCGAGCUCUAACCAACUGAGCUACAGAGAGACAGUUGUCGAGCUCUAACCAACUGAGUUACAGAGUCCAGUUGUUGAACUCUAACCAACUGAGCUACAGAGUCCUGUUGUCGAGCUCUAACCAACUGAGCUUCAGAGUCCAGUUGUCGAGCUGUAACCAGAGCUUCAGAGUCCAGUUGUCGAGCUCUAACCACACGUUCAUGUAUAUAUUCUAGAUCACAAAAUUUGUUGACAAGGUCUGAGAUCUUUAUGUUUAAAAAAUAUGGAUUUUACAAAUUUAAUUUCUUUCCGCUUAGGAUUCAAAAGUUAAAGACUUGAUAAAAUCCAAAUUAGCCUCACCAGAAAACUUGGAAGACCACUGUAUUACCGUUCUUUAUGGACCAAAUUUUGUCGAGACGAAUGCCAUCAAUUUCGUAGCAUUGGAUGUUAAAGAUGCAAAAUUAUGGUUCGACUGUCUCAUGUCAUUUUGUCAGCAUGUGCUACCUGCAAAUGCAAGUCCACUCAAUUUUCUUGAGAAACAGUAAGUUGAGAUGGUGUUAUAUUGUUUCGUGUCAAUGCCUACUCAAUGGACCCCUUGCAUGAUGACGUCAUACAAUCACAGCUGCCAGAAUUAAAACGCGUACAAAGUAAUAAACUUUGAAAAAGCGAUAAAAUAACAUGAAUAUAAUGUUGAUUCCAGCAUGUUCAUUUCAAAAUGUUGAUUUCAAUCGUGCACCGUUUUGGAAUAAACAGAAAUUUUAUUGAUGCCUAAAAUCUGUUUUGAAACCAAAUAUUUACAAUGAAACCACAAGAAAUAUAUAAAAAAAUAUUUUAUGUUGUACAUGCCAAGUUUCAUCUGAAAUAUGUAGAAUUUAUAUGAUGAACAAACCGAAUUCACUUUUUCACUUCCAAUUUGAAGGACUAAGUUUGUCCUCUGAGACGGUUAGCCUAUCCUAAAUUAACGAAAUACUUCAAACCCAACGACUUGUUUAUAAUCACUUGGAGAUAUUUUUUCAGAAAUGUUGUGUAGAUCAGUAGAAGUAUUAGGUAUUUUCUAAAGUUUUGAAACGGAUUUGUAGGUGUGCCCAAAUCAAAACAUAAUAAUAUAUACAGUACAAUGAGGACAGUAUCUUGUUUUUAGCUACACAAAACUGAUGGUUCAAGCCAAUCCUGAUGAGGCCAUCCCAGUUAAACUGUAAGUUUCAACUUUGACCAUUUAUUUCACCUACCUACACUGUAAAUUGCAAGGAGUUGAAUGAAACUCUAAAAGUGUUAUUCUAUCACCAAAUAGUGUUAUUCCCUCCCUAUGGACGAGGUCAGUAAAAUUUUAACCCCUAAGAAAAAAAGAUCAAAGUACCGGUACAAAACAUUCCUCAGAAAUUUGUAAAUUUCCCCCUUACCCCUCAGAAAUAUCGCAGAGAUCAAAGGAUGCCGACAGGAUUAACCCCUCGGAAACGACUAUGGGUCACCUUUCAGAAACCGUCACCCAGAAAAAAUUAUCCAUGGAGGGGUAGGGGGUGAAGUUGAUUCAUCCUUGAAAUUUACAGUGUUUUGCUGAACUUACAAUGUAUUUUGUCUAUAUAAACAUCUAUUUCCAGCAAUGUAUUUUGUCUAUAUAAACAUCUUUCUGGGCUAGGCGGGACGAACAGGUCCCGUGCCGGGAGCAUAUAAACAGAUAUUUAACCAGACCUGUGUUGUGCGAAACUCAUUGCAGAGUUAAGCACGGUUCGUGCAGAGGUAGUGCAUGUUCUUGAAUGUAGGCUAACUUGUGAGUAAUAUGCACGAGCAACCGGACUCUGUAGGUCAAAGCGCUACACCGGAAUCGUAUGUUCGAUUCUUGUUGGAGGGCCUAUUUUUGUAGCUGCUCUCGGUCACGUCUACAAAAUGUAUAUAAUUUUCGCACGAAAUUUUUAUCUGCUGAAACUUUUCAACAUAAGUGAUCUGACGUUGUAGAGAACUCACGUGAGUAUAAAUCUUGGGCUAAGUCUUUCCUGUGUUCUCAAUAGACAACUUGCAUGUUAGACUAAUUUUUAAUCUAGGCAAAAAAAAGUAAAUUCCCGUAAAAAUUCAUUAAAAUUAUAGUAAAAUUGCAAAAUUUGGUUACGAAAUGUUGUAAAAUACGGAAAAUAUAGCCUUGCGAAGUUUGCUUAUUUUGUAUAUGUUUGUAUUACGUGCGGAAAUUGUUACCAUUUUUGAGCCGAAAAUGGUAACAAUUUCCGCACGUAAUACAAAUAUACACAAAAUUUGGAAGCCUUGCAAGGCUAUAUAUUUUCCACUGAAGCUUUACAACAUUUCGCAACCAAAUUUUGCAAUCUUACUAAUUUUAUUAUGUUCGUUUUAGCUGUGGUGUUUGAUUCCCUUCUCUUUACUUAGAUUAAAGUUUAGCCUAACAUGCAAGUUGUCCGCUGACCGAGUUCUCGUCCACUCGUUCACAUCCGUCAGAAGAAGUGUAAACGGGACUCGAUGUGCAUAUGACAUGAAAUUUCUUAUUGAAAGAACUCUUAAAUGAAAGAACUCUUAAAUGAAAGAACUAUUUAAAGCCGCGUUUACACUACAAGCCUAAGCCUGGCCUGGGCCUACCUUUGGACUAGAUUUUUGUAGUGUAAACGCACUUCAGCCUGGCCUAGGCCAGGAAAUCUGGGCCACCUGUUCUGAUGGACCCAGAUUUCCUGACCUAGCCCAGGUCGAAGUGCGUUUACACUACAAAAAUCUAGUCCAAAGGUAAGCCUUAAGUUGUAGUGUAACUUAUUUUUCAGUUUCUUGUUUUUAUGGUUUGUUCCCGAGAUAUUUCAAUUUGUUUGAUAUGUAAAUGAGUGUGAAUAUGUCCGCUAAUUUAUGACGUCACGUUGGUUGCAAGCUCAACUUACACUGGUUAUAAAUCUAUUAACUCUAAAAACUGUAGAUAUCUGCUCACGUUUUUCUACAGUGUUUCAUCACAUUUACAGGGCUCGAAAUAACGUUUCCAACGUUCCCGAUCACGGCGAUCGGCCAUCACGACUUUUUGCUGGUCAAAUAAAAAUUUGGCCGAUCAGGAGCAUUUGCCCUCAUUUCCUAAAUAUGCCAUUAAAUACACAUCUGCAUGAACAGGAAGUUUAACUUCAUUUCAAAUUCGAGUUUAAAUAUUAAUUAAAUCUAUGAUAUUUGUGGACUUAUAUAUACAAUACUGACAAUACCAAUAGUGUAACUACAUUUAACAUGUAUUUCAGUAAUAAAUUUUAGUUCAAUUAGUUUUAAUUAUGGUAUUGUAUUUUUUCACACAAAAGCAAGAAACACAGCAGCAUUAUCAAUUAAGAACUAAAACUUAUUAUUUAAUAUUAAAAGCGAAAAACCUACUAAAAAUAAAAAAUACUACUCAAAAAAUCCUAUCAAUUUGAAAUUAUUAUGACAAAGACGUUCGUCGUCGUGGUUCGGAUUGCAGACUGUUGAAGAGACGACAGUACUUCAUAGCAUUGCAGGCCUGUCGGAUGACUCGUGUCAACUAAACAAGAGUUUUUCGCAUGUUUUUGAAUGUGUUUCAUAUUUUUUAUUUGUCUUUUACCGCGUACAGGUAAGCAUGUUCUUCGGACAAUGGUCAAAUAUAUUUCUUGCCGAUCAAGAUGAACGGCAACGUUGCUUCUUCGCCGAUCAAAAACAAUUUCCUGCCGAUCAUUGAUCGUUGAUCGGCCGUUAUUUCGAGCCCUGCAUUUACCAGUGAGUGAAGUUUGAAAUUAUCAUCUUGGAUGAUAGCAGUGAUAUUCUACCAUUUUUAAGAGCUUGCAACCAACAUGACGUCAUAAAUUAGCGGACAUAUUCACACUCAUUUACAUAUCAAACAAAUUGAAAUAUCUCGGGAACAAACCAUAAAAACAAGAAACUGAAAAAUAGGUUACACUACAACUUAAAGAGUUCUUUCAUUUAAGAAAAUAAGAAAUUUCAUGUCAUAUGCACUUUAAAGAUUUACACUGAAUAGUGACAUUCUAUAUAAUUUCUUUCCUUUCCUUAUCGUUAGCAUUACAAAAUAUCUCGCCAGCAACAAGGAUGAUAAAAAGAAGGUCUACGAUACAUUGCAAUCUCUGGGAUUGCCAAGUAAAAAGGUGAGCGCUUUGUAUAAAUAAGUGGUUCCACCAAAAUUAGCAAGAGAAAGUACUUUUUUAUCAAAGGGCUUCAAUGGAAAACUUGCAUGUUAGACUAAAUUUUAAUCUAAGUAAAGCGAAGGGAAUCAAACGCAACAGCUAAAAAGAACAUAAUGAAAUUAGUAAAAUUGCAAAAUUUGGUUGCGAAAUGUUGCAUGUAAAAUACAGAAAAUAUAGCUUUGCUGAAGUUUGCAUAUUUUCAGUAUAUUUGUAUUACGGUAUGGUAACAAUUUCCGCACGUAAUACAAACACACUGAAAAUAUGCAAACUUCGCAAGGCUAUAUUUUCUGUAUUUUACAACAUUUCGUACUCCAAAUUUUACUUAUUUUAAUAAGUUCUUUACGGGAAUUUACUUUUUUUUGCCUAAAUAAAAAAUUAGUCUAACAUGCAAGUUGUUUAUUCUAAAGAUUUAAACCUGGAUAGUUCUAAGUAUUUUACAUCCACUAACAGUAAAAACGUCCUGGGUAACAGCUUGAUAUUCAAAAUAUUGCACAAGUUUGAACGUGCCGAAAAGAACUUCGCACUUUCACUCCUGAAAAAAUAACUUUAAAACUGCUCUACGUUCUGGAAAUAUGUUUUGUAUUACAUGCCAAGUAUUGUUGAAAGUUUUUAGCUUUUUUCCUUCUGAAAUACAGCUUUUUAGUACUGAAAAACAGAUGCCUUUUAGGCGGUGUAUUUUCCACUCCAUAUACUCAAACAUGGCGGCCAAGUUAUUGUUCCAAUCCUUUUAGAGUUACUGUGUCACCAUCACAUAUCCUGUGCGGUGCUGUUGCCAAAAGAGAUCACGCGAAGUCGCACCAAGCAAAGAAGUUUUGGAGUGUUUUACUUUGUUUUAAUACGGCUCUGUAUUUUUCUUUCAGGAGGAUGCUAUCAAAAUUUCCGACUUUACUUUAGAUACAUUUUUACUAUUCAUGAGCAGAAUAUGCAAUAGACAAGAUAUCGAUAAAAUAUUCACAGAAAUGUAAGUCUAUUUUUUUAUAAAAUAGUUAAAUAAUUUAUAUGUAGUUGUUGAGUUCUUUUGUUCUGAGGAAGAAACCUAAACUAAAGAAACUUUAUUUAUAGUGGAAAGCUCUAUCUACCUUACUAGAUUGUCCAAAGGAGGGGAGAAGGGUCCAAAUUACCUGAUUUUUUAAAAUUGCGUUUUGCAUUACCUAAAAACAGUGUUUGAAAUUUUUGCGGGAGUACAUUCAAGUAGCAGUUCGUUCAUCUUAUUCAUGUUUGUUUUGUAUUAUAUUUUUCAGAGGUGCAAAGAAGAAGCCAUAUUUAACUGUGGCUCAGUUUGUUGAAUUUCUCAACAAGUAUCAACGAGAUCCUCGACUCAAUGAAAUUCUCUUUCCUUACUACGACACAGAACGCGCUAUGAGCUUUAUUAAUACGUACGAACCCAAUAAACAAUUUGCAGAAAAAGGUACCGAGCGGAUUUUUUUAUAGAUUUGUAUGGAUUUUGUAUACAUACUGUAUGUCACCUGGUGACCAGGUUCCAGGAUUUAUAUUCUCCAUUCUGUGACCAGGAUUUAUAUUCUCCAUUCUGUCUCACUCAACUUCUCUGAAAUAUUUUGUCGGCCCCUCCUCAUUACGUAUUCACACAAUCUCUUCUUUGCUUUCCUCGCCUUCUCUGCAAUGUCUCGUCUUCGUCUCAUCUCUUCAUUCCAUGAUGUCUCCGACCAGCUCUCCUUCAUCUCUUCUUAUUACGUGUCCACACUAUCUCAAUCUUGCUUUCCUCGCCCUCUCUGCAAUGUCCACCACCUCACAUCAUCUUCUCAUCUCUUCAUUCCUUAAUAUCUUUGACCAGCUCUCCUUCAUCUCUUCUUAUUACGUGUCCACACCAUCUCAAACUUACUUCUCUCGCCUUUUCUGCAAUGCCUACCACGCCACAUCUUCUCAUCUCUUCAUUCCAUAAUGUCUCUGACCAGCUCUCCUUCAUCUCUUAUUAUGUGUCCACACCGUUGCUGCGUUACUUCUCUCACCUUAUCCGCAUUGUCUAUCACCCUACAUCUCCUUUUGACCUCUUCCUUCCAUAUCUUUGCCCGACUCCCUUCAUCUCUUAUUACGUGUCCAUACCAUCUCAACCUUGCUUCAUUCACCUUCUCUGCAAUACCAACCACACCACAUUUUCUUCUGACCUCUUCAUUCCAUACUGCCUCUGACCAGCUCUCCUUCAUCUCUUCUUAUUACGUGUCCAUACCAUACUCACCUUUGCAAUAUCUACUACUGCACGUCUGUUCAUCUCUUAUUGCGUGUGCCCUUUUAUUAUCCCAGCCUUGUUUUCCUCGCCUUCUUGGCAAUAUCUGCCACCCCACAUCUUCUGUUCUCUUCAUUCCAUAAUGUCCGUGACCAGCUCUCCUUCAUCUCUUCUCAUUACGUAUUCACACAUUCUCCGCUUGCUCCCUCAUCUUACCUGCAACGUCUUCCACCCCACAUCUUCGUCUAUGCACUUCAUUCCUCAUGUUGUCUUGAUGUAUUUAAUUUUUAGGCCAUCUAUCAGUCCAAGGAUUUACUCGAUAUUUAAUGAGCGAACACAACACUGUGAUCAAUAAUGAUCGUCUGGCUUUACAUCAAGAUAUGAACGCUCCACUUUCGCAUUAUUUUAUCAACUCCUCGCACAACACCUAUCUCACAGGUUUGAAAAAUUCUUUGACUUUAAACUGAAUUUAAAUUUGUCUUAUUGCUAAGGUCUCGUUGCUUACAUGACAACAUCAAUUCAGAGCUGUAAAAUGAUUAUAACUACACUGGAUGGAUGUAUACAUUGUAUACAUAAUCGGGGUGCGACAAUUGGCCAAGGGUGGGUUGACUACAAAUUUUUUGUAGUUCGCUAUAACUACAGCUACUUCAAAAAUAUGUAGUCAGCUACAACUACUGCUACUUUUAAACAAAGGUAGUUCGCUACUGACUACAGCUACUGUUUAAAAAAAUGUAGCGAACUAUUUCGCUACGCUAUAUUUUUUAGUUUUACUGUAUUUGGAGCAUCUACUAACUCAGGCUGAAAUGUAACUUAUAACAAAUCGACUUACGAGUAGCAACAGUAAACACAAAGCAACAUUUUUGUAAGCACUACAGUGUUCAAGAGUGCAAAUUGACUAUUGAAUAUUGAUUUUAAGCAAACCGUGUCUCAGUAUCAUGCUAUUCUAUCAAGUUGCUAACAAUUUUGUAAAGUAGCGAAUAGCGAUUUGCUGUUUGAAAAGUAGUCAACUACUUGGCUACUUUUAGGCAAAAUGUAGUUCGCUAUAACUACAGCUACUGUUUUAAUAAAGUAGUCAAAAACUACUGGCUACUUGAAAAUUGUAGUUCGCUACAGUAGCGAACUACAACUACUUCGCUACUACCCACCCUUGCAAUUGGCAUACUUGCCUACCAGAAGUACGCCAAUAUUACCGUCUGGCACUGCUUGGUUUAGAUAGCUACACUGUACUCUCGCUAUCUGCGUACUUGUAUUUUGCUAUUCCAAACAGUAAUUAAGUAGGUAUAUAUGUGUCUGACACAUGAUUGGACUGAUGAGAUUAAUGUUGGAGUGAACUGUAUGUAUGUGUUUCUUGAUGCAAUUGUCUCUUUCUUUUCUAACUCAUAUGUUCACGUUUCUGAUUGAAUAACUUUUAGAAAACUGUGCUCGAUGUACUUUAUAGUAAAGACUAAGUACAACUUGAGUAAUCAUUUUGAGUGCCAGUUAGGUACAACUAAAAAUAUUGAUGUAUUGGACCAUGCUAUCUUGUGUAGGAUUUAUUGUACAAAAAAGAACAAUUUUCAAAUCUGAUGUUGUACAAGGCUAUUAAACGCCCGUGUUAUAAAUCAUCUGUUAUCGCCUCUUCCUACACCGGCACCAACCCUUCAAGUUUUUUUCUUAGUCAUUUUUUGUUCCCCACAGGCCAUCAGCUAACAGGCAAGUCGUCAGUAGAAAUCUAUCGUCAAGCUUUGAUGUCAGGAUGUAGAUGUGUUGAACUAGAUUGCUGGGAUGGAAAAUCUGAAGACCAAGAGCCGUGUAUUACUCAUGGUCUUACUUGGUGUACUGAAGUCUCGUUUAAGGUACGCCAUUGCUGAUUGGCUCAUUUGAAAUAAUCUGUCUCAUUUAAAAUAGGCUGUCAGCGAUUGGUCUGUACGAAAUUGCAUUUCAUAUAACGCAAAUGGCAAUUGGAAGAUAUGUUACUUAAACAUUCCAUGCACGAAAAUGUGAAAGAUAUCUUUAUCGUAAAAAACCUCAUUUUGAUCACCCUUUCCACUGUCAAAGUUUCUGUAUAUAUGAUGUUACCAGAUGAAUUGCUAACUAGUUCGCCCUUUCAUGUAUAUGCUUCUUAAAUUCACCUAGUGACAUCAUAUUCGGCAAUGUAGACAGUUUAAACGUUGAUCAAGAUAAGCUUUAUUAGUAUAAAGAUAUUUUAUUAGUACAUCGCAUUUCUCUUCUCAGAAUGACCCAAAUAUUAUGACCCCUUUCAGGGGCACGAAUAUACUACUGCUUCAAAAUUAAUAAAGUUUUUCCUCAUUUUGCUUUUCUAUUGGAUAGGAUGUCGUUGAAGCUAUAGCGGAGUCAGCAUUCAAAACGUCAGAUUAUCCCGUUAUAUUGUCAUUUGAAAAUCAUUGCAGGUGUGUUUUGAUAUAGUUAUAAGGUUUUCUUUUGUGGUAAUAUUAGACCAAUAAGGGAUGAUUCUUACUGGACCUCGAAACGGAGAACAGUUUAGAGUUGAUAUAUCCAGUGUAAAUAAAGUUAGUUUAGUUAGGUUUUCUUUCUUUUGUGGUAACAUUAGACCAAUAAGGGAUGACUCGCACUGGACCUCGAAAGGGAGAACAGUUUAUGAUAGAGCUAUAAAAAGUCAGUUCAGUUAAGGUUAUCUUUUGUAGUAACACUGAGCCAAUAAGAUAUUACUCUUACACUAAACCUCUAUGGAGACAAACUAAUUAUAAAAUAGCUACCAGUUACUUUUAAUUUCUAUCUCGAACUCGUAUUAAUGAAGUAAAAUACUUUUUAGUCGUUUACAACAGCGGAAGAUGGCUCAAUACUGUGUCUCAAUCUUUGGUGAUAUGCUGUUAGAUAAACCAAUAGACGAUUUCCCGGUAAGCUCUGAUGACUAUAAAUGCAUUUUCUUACAGUAUAAAGUUUUCAGGAAGUAAUGCUUUAAUGCCUUGCUUUAUAGAUAGACGACGGCAAACCACUACCAAGUCCUAAAGCUUUAAUGAGAAAAAUCAUUAUAAAGAAUAAGAAAAAACUGCCAAAAGGUUAGACAUCUUUCUGUUAAACUUUAUGUGACAGUCUUACGAUGCAUUACGACUUUAUAUCUAUAACAGAACCAUCCUCAGAAAUACGAAAAACCAGUUUCAUAUUAUUCUGACACUGCAAUCGAGCAACGAAAAAUUCGUUGGCUCGAGCGGGAUUUGAACUCGCAUCUUCGGGUAUCUAGACCGUCGCUCCACCUUUUGAGCUAUCGAGUCAACGGGGAUUGGUAGCGAGGCUUAUCCAAUUUAACUGCACGAAAUAUUUUUGUGACGACUUAACGCUUGUCUUUGAGGACGCGCAGUGUUUCAAUUCUAUUUCAGAACCAUCCUCAGAGAUACGAAAAACCAGUUGCAUAUUAUUGACACUGCAAUCGAUUGGCUCGAGCGGAUCUAUAAGACUGAAUUGAUCGAAUUAUACAGCGCGUCUGGGAAAAAUUGCAUUAUAGAUAUAUUCCAGAUUUUACAGAGCUAAUUAUUAGUUGCCAUCGAAAAUUUACUAUAAGAGAUGAAUUUUGAUACUUCAAUUAUUAACAUUGGUCUAGUAGAACCAAAAAGAAAUGUAGUUCAUCCAAUGCACCAUUGAAAUCAUGCAUCAUUUGUGUUGAGUAUCAACAGGUUUUAUGACCCUUACUUUAGACAGCCACAACAUUAGAUCUGCUAGACCAAUUUUAACAUCAUUUGUUAGAUUAAAUUUUCGAUGCCCACUGAUAGCUAGCUUGUAUAAAAAUCUGCAACAUUGCUAUUGCAUUUUCACUAAAAAUGCAAAUGUUCCCCCCACCUCGUACGCUUAUGUACUUGUUUCAUUUCUUCCAGCGGCCAAUCCAGAGAGCAGUGCAAGUCAGGAGGGCCCUGUGGCAAACGGAACUGAAGCGACGUCACCGGAUGUGACGGAUGGUGACACACCACAAAUUGAGGUGGCCACUGAUGAGCUUAGUGAGAGCGUCAAAAGCGAGGGUGGGGAAAGUCUUAAAGAUAUUUUGGACAAGAACAAGGAGAAAAAAGAGGUGGGUACUGGGGUGUGUAGGGUGGGGGCACCUCCCUAGCAAUAGCCUCUUUGCAGGUAUUAAAAAUAGUUGAGAACGUAAAGCCUGGUUUCUAUACGGUCGUAAUGGUGGUAAAAAAUAGAGUCACGAUCUUUCUCAAAGGUCAGUUUAUAAUAGUUCGUACCUGUAAACCACAUAUAAAUCUUAAGUAUUCUCUAGUUCUAAUCACUCUGCGUAUUUUCAGUUCUAAAAUGUUGUAUUUCCGCUGAUGAGAAAGAUCGUGACUCAAUAUUUACGACCUUUACGACCAUAUGGAAACCAGACUUAAGUGACUGGAGAGCAUCAUCGUUGUCAGAUGUUAGGAUCCGAGCCACCAUCACCUGUCACAGACGUGAAAACCGGAAAAACUAUGCACUAUGAGUCGAUUGUGAACGCAACAAAGCUCAUGGUGUGGUGAUUUAUCAACGAAUCGACUGGCAAAACACACAAAAAACUACAAUGACCAGUCGAGGCUAACCAAUUAUAAUUUUUUCUAUAAUUAUGUAAUUCAUUUUUUCACACAUCACCAUGUGUGCUUGACUCUACGUAUUUUAUCUUUCAAGGUUGAUCAGCCAGAAGAAGAAGUGGAGUCUGAAAAUGUUCUGUCAGAUUUAGUGAACUACAUUCAACCUGUUCACUUCAAAAGUUUUGAGUACGCUGAAAGUAAGAGUAUUAAUAGAUGCAUAAUGACGUCACCAUGCUUGAUGCCCGCGAGGAAUGGUGGUCUUAGUUGUCACCGCCCGGGAGAAUUUGAUGGUGGCCAUUUUGAAUUGUUUAAUUUUUCCGGGCGAUGACUAUUAAGACCAGCAUUCCUCGUGGGCAUCAAGCCUUGUGUCGUCAUUAUGCAUAAUGUCCAUUUGAUUUAUAUAUCGAUCGUAUAAUAACCUUCGAUGUUUGGCACAACAAUACCUUUCAAUAAUCAAUGAAACUUCUUACAUUAAUGCACCUUCUUUUCUUUUUAGCGAGAGAUAAAUCAUAUGAAAUGACUUCGUUUGUUGAGACAGGCGCAACAACGUUACUAAAACAGGAACCUGUUGAAUUUGUCAAGUAUCCUUUACGACCUUGUUUGCGCUUCGACUGCCUGAAAAAAGAUAUAAAACUCUUCUAAAAACGUUUGAACCUAUAUCUGCAUGUAGUUGUUAUAUGCUUUACAACCAAUUACAAGGCGAACGUACGCUUAUAUCUCGCACUGACAUUACAGUAAGUUAUUGUAGCAACUCUUGGGGCAUUGAAGCCACUUUAACACAUACGGUUCCGUUACCUAUAUCCAUCUAAACAUGAAAACAUCACGGAUCACUUUUACAAAAUUUCAACAAGCUAUAUUUUACAAACUUUUUACAAAAGGAGGAUUUGUAAGUAUAGGAACGCUAUAUUUUAUGAACCUAUAUACGUCUUGCCGUGUUUUUCCAUUUUUGUCCGAGGUAACCAUUUUUGUCCGAGGUUUCCGCUUUUGUCCAUUGUCGUAUCUUUCGUUUUAGCGAGAUGUAUUCUUUGAAUGUAUUUUCUUUGACAAUAUAUUUUAGCUACAAUAAGCGACAACUAAGUCGUAUUUAUCCCAAGGGAACCCGCGUUGGAUCAGAGAAUUACAUGCCACAGGUAUACAGAAUGUCUAAAAAAAAGGAGACUUUUAGAAAGUCACGUUAUUGUUAUAAUUUGAAUGUUUUGGUAUUAUGUUGAACCUACAGACUGACACGUAAAACAGAAUAUAGAAGUGAAUUUUAUGCAUGACGAAGUUGUUUAAAAGUUUAAUUUGGUUUUGUCCAACGUAUGAAUUAUAUGUGCUGAUUAAUAUAACGCAACAUGUGAUUAGUUGAACCAUUUUUAUUCGAACUGAUGAUAUGACUAAUUAGUACAGGUAAUCAUGCGAUGGCGAGUACAAUUAGGGAUUAAUAGUACGAGUGAUGUUUGGAAAUUUUGCCAAAAUUGGACGAGCCGCCGGGGCGAGUCCAAUUUGGCAAAUUUCCAAACAUCACGAGUACUAUUAAUCCCUAAUUGUACGAACAACAUCGCAUGAUUACUUGUUUAUUAUUAGCAUAACAAAAUUGGAUACGUACCGCUUCUCAAUGUCAACAUCAUAUUCUUUCGCCAAAGCCCAGUCCUGCCAGACUUUCAACCAAAAUUUGGUGCUUUUGUUUGUAUUUUCAUUUAGUUCUUUUGUUCAAGCAAAAUUUGGUGCUUUUGUUCGUAUUUUCAUCUAGUUCCUCCACGGCAAUUUCAUUUCAGAUAUGUGUUUAAAAUAACUUUCCGCCAUUUUGUUUGUUUUGGGAAAAUCAUUAAUUGUACUGCAGUACAAUUAAUGAAAUAAUUGUACUCCUCUCAACCAAUCAGCAUCCAGUAAUUUUGUCAUGCUAAUAAUAAGUACAGUAAUUUAACAUGAUUAAUUUAUGUAUACUCCUUCAUACGAUUAGAAGCUAUUGUAAAUUGCCAUGCACGAGCAUAAAAUCUUGUGCUUGAAAACAGUAGCUUGAUUUCUAUAGGUCUCGUUUUUUUAUACACCCUGUAUUAUGUUUCUGGACUCACUAUAAUGUAAAAUAUUAAUGAUUUAAUAUUCAGGUAUUUUGGAAUGCUGGGUGUCAGCUGGUCGCUCUGAACUUUCAAACAUUAGGUGAGGUUCGAAUUUGGAAAUCGGGGAGUAACCCCGUUAAAGGUUUUGGUUUAUAUAACAGUCUCUCUAACCUGCAACGCAAUUUAUAAACUUUUUUGUCAUGUUGUAAGUUAUGCAUGGUUACUCGAUGAAACAACCAUUCAUCAAUAAUUUGUAACAUUUUCUAAUAUCGGUAAAUAUCAUUCUAUAGAUGUCCCGAUGAUGUUAAAUCUUGGAAAAUUUGAAUACAAUGGAAAGUGUGGGUUAGUACCUGUGUGGUUUUCUUAUUGUUGUUUAGUAAAGUUGUUAGAACUGUGGUUACCAGAUCAGGGCGUUGCCCAAAAGUAUAAAUAGCAACAUGCAUAAACAUCACUGAUCUGAAAUAACAACCCUCGAAAUUCAACUAUUUUUGCCUCGGCAAAUAAUUGCCGAGGUCUUUCGAUAAUUUUCGAGUUUGCCUCGGCAAUUUUUUUUGCCGAGGUACGCAGUGAAAUCACCUUAAAUUCCUUCGGCAAUUACUUCGGCACCCUUCGGCAUUCACGUCGGCAUUUGUAAUUAAACUAGCCUACAUACGGAAUUUAUUGUAAACAUAUAUUAUAACGAGAAUAGAUUCUAACGUUUUACAAUUUGUUGUUAUUUUACAAAUUCCCGAUUCAAAAUGUUUUUAUGAAAGAAUAAACUUGACGGUAAUCACGCGACAGUCCAAAAGAUAAAACAAAGUUUCUCGACGUGCCGUCUUUAAACCAUCAAGUAUUCAAGAUUAUUCUUUAUUUCAGCCGAAGCAGACGCUGAAAAGCUCAAAUUUUGAAUAUUUUGUAAAGUAGUUUUUUUUAUGAAUGAAAUCUUCUGUUGUUCACCCGACGUCGAUGACAACAAUUCGAACAAAGAAGUGAUACAAAAAACGAACACUAGGUACAACGGGUGGAAUUGCCUCGGCAUUUUUUUGCCGAGGCAAACAAUGAAAAAUCGUAACUUGCCUCGGCAUUUGCGUCGGCAAUUGCCGAGUGCCGAGGCGAAUUUCGAGGGUUGAAUUUAUAAUAGAUGGCACAAUCUGCUGUGCAUAAGUGAAGCCAAUGGCGGCCAUAUUGGAUGGCUCCACCAUUAAUCUAAUCUGGUGUUGUGGACAUGUUCAACGCUUCCUUUACGUUUCUAGUCACUGGUGGGAAAGGACAAAUAUUGCCUAGAUAAGAAUUUAUCAUCAGUAGCCCCUCUUUUUCCUAAAUUUGCCGGUGAAUAACUAAUGCAGGCCAUCAAAUAUGGCCGCCAUAAGCCUCAUUAUGUGGUGUAUAAAACGUUCUAAUUUCGAAGAGGUUUUGGAACUUCAAAAUCGGGUUACUGAAAUACUGAAUUAAGUGGAUUCAAUAGGAUGCUUUAUCCAGUCCUUAUUUAAGAUCAGUGAUAAACAUGCGUUAAUUGAUUACACACAUAAAAGCUGAUAUCAGGAUGUGUUCGCACUGCUUGUUCCCAGAUGUUGUGACAAGUCUGGAACAAGUUUUUAUCACUAGAUUAGAAUGUUGAUGACGGUAACAGACUUGUUACGAUUAAGUUGUUCCAACAAGACUCGUACAGGCUGUUCGUAACAAAUUGCUACGAGCUUAUUGUCCUCAAUUUGUUAACGUGCAGACGAUGUCAGACUUGCACUCGGAAAAAAUUGUCGGAAACACUUAUUGCCAGUCUGUUGCCCUCGUCAGCCUUGUGAUACAAGACGAUAACACUUGUUUCUGAGUGCUAGAAGUGCAUCUCCAUUUUUUCUAAAUAUUGCUAUAUUUCAUUUCUGUCAGGUAUAUCCGCAAGCCAGACUUUAUGUGUCGUACAGACAGAUCAUUUGAUCCUUUCGCUGAAUCUACUGUGGAUGGAAUUAUUGCGGGCUCAGUCGAAGUGAAGGCAAGUUAAACCAUAGUCAAUACAAUAAGGUUAGGGAACUCGAUACAGACCAUAGAUAUCUUAUAUACACUAGAUAGCGUAUCUCUUUUAGUAAAAUUGAAGCCAAGAAUAUUCCAGCGGUUACCCCCAUUUGAAUAGAUGGCGGCCAUGUUGGAGUUACCCACUCGCUAAUAAACGCUUAAAAAACAACAAUAACUUUCAUCAUUUGAAUAGUUUGAAAAUGUAUUUGGAAUAGGUUUAACUUAAUGUUUAAGUUCCCUGUUUAAGAAAUAGAAAACAUACGAAUCUUCUCAUUUCAUGGGAAUAUCCUGAGCCUGCAAUCACGGCUUCAAUUUUUGUAUUGCAGAAUAAUUAGAUGCACUACCUAGUGUAUAUAAGAUAUCUAUGAUACAGACAUAUAGACCUCGUUAUCUAUGUUUUUGUCUUGGUUUUUGCAAGAAAUGGUUGGUUCAUCGUCACGUGUGUAUUGUUUUUUCGCCCAACCAACCAAUAGCAGUGUGUUGGUUUAAUGGACGACUUGCGCUUUAGACUAAAUUUUAAUCUAAGUAAGAACAGCGAAAUCUAUCACCACAGCUAGAAAGAGCGUCUUGGAAUUAGUAAUAUUACAAAAUUUGGUUCCGAAAUGUUGUAAAAUACGGAAAAUAUAGCCCUUCAAAGUUGGCAAAUUUGUAUACUUUUGUAUUACGUGCGUAAAUUGGUAACUAAAUUAGUUACCAAUUUCCGCACGUAAUAGAAAUGUAUACAAAUUUGCCAACUUCGCAGGGCUAUAUUUUCCGUAUUUUACAACAUUUCGCAACCAAACUUGGCAGUUUUUCUAAUUUUGAUAACUUCUUUCCGAAAAUAUCCUUCGUUGUUCCCAGAUUAAAAACUUUUCUAAAGCGCAAGUCGUCCAUUACCCAGUCAUGAUAUUACACAUUGGUUAAAUGAAAACAUAGUUAUUGGUUUGCUCUGGCGAAAAUACAAUACACACGUGACGAUGAACCGAGCAUUUCUUGCAUGGGGUCUAUUAUGAGGCAUAAUGAGGUCGAGUCUCCUAACCUUCUUAUUCUAUUGGCUAUGGUUAAACUCACCUAUCUGAAAAUUAGAAAUAGAUAAAGUAUGCUUUUGAAUUCAGUGAGCUAAAUUUGGCUAAGAAUAAGCUAAAUAAGAUCAAACCUAUACGUACUAAGAAUUUUUCAAUGCCUUCUUUAGGUUAUUUCAGGUCAAUUUCUUUCCGAACGUAAAGUUGGCACUUAUGUAGAAGUAGAUAUGUAUGGUUUACCCGCAGACACGGUCAGGAGGAAAUAUCGCACUAAGACUGUGACUAACAAUGGACUCAACCCUGUUUAUGAUGAAGAACCUUUUCGUUUUAAUAAGGUAAGGCAGGUUUUGCUCUGUGUGAUAAAUAGAUGACAAAUAUUGAUUUCAGAGUACUUGACAAUUGAAUUCAGUGGGAGACAUACGCCUACAUCUCUUUAUAUUAAAACAAAGUUCAUUCGAUUCUAUGAGUAGAUGCGUGUAGAUACGCAACACUGUAACACACUCUGCUGACCGUUUUCCAUCUCCCAGCCCAAUUCCUCGGAUUCGACCGAAUCUAAAGCUACACUCAGAAAAAGAUUGUGGGCCACUCCCUCCCUUCCCUGGCGGUUUCACUGCUUGCGCGUUCGCCGAUAAAAGGAAUGCGGAUGUGAUUUUCAUGUCACAAAAGGGGACGAAAUUGUAGAAAUCAUCAAGAAGUUUUUGUUUAAGGUGGUUCUUCCCAAUCUUGCUGUGUUAAGAAUAGCGGUUUACGAAGAAAGUGGUAAACUGAUUGGUCACCGCGUAUUGCCUGUUGAUUCAAUUCAACCUGGUAAGAUUUUAGUACUUGUCUUACAUUUCAUGCAGUAUACAUAGCUUAAGUUAUAGCCAGUGAGCUCCAUAUAUAUCUGGAGCGAGAAUUCGAGUCCAAAAAGUGAAGCCAGCUUUGUGUUAACCGCGCAUACAUGUACAAAUACAGUUGAAAGAGACUGGUACUGACGUCCAAUAGCUCCUUCAAUUUCCGCCAUCUUGGCAAAGGGUGUACCGAAAUUUCGUAUUUUGACAUCGAUUUAAAGAAUAACACUAUGUAGUCGGCCGGCCAAGGUGGCAAAAAGUGCCUCGCAAAAAUCAGAAGUGGUAACACACACAGUCUUGUUCACCAAGGCUUAAACUAUAAGAAAAUGCCUGUUACCAGCUUCUAACAUAAAGUUGCCAUCAAGUUGUACAAAUUGAUGACUUGGCCGGCCGUCUAAUGGUCUUUGUAGGUUUGCAUGGCGAUAAAACAUAUAAAUGAUAUAAUACUUUUUGUUUGCGGAAACACCACGUAAAUUUAUUACUGGAAGUAAUAAAUUUACGUGGUGUUUCCACAAACAAAAAUAUUAUAAUAACACUAUGGUUUUAUGAACGGAUAACUUGGUUAGCGAUACGGCUUCACUUUUCUCAUAGGCCGAAUGAAUCAAUAAAAGACACGACAUUGUUAAGUUGGACCUCUAGGGAGAAAAGUUAAAAAAUCAGUAGAAGCUGGGAAUUCAACUACACACGUAAAAACGCACAAGUUGUUACAGCUCUGCAAACAAGUUGUUACAAAUCUGUUCACAAGUUGUCGACAGAUUGUGUUCGCACUGCUUGUUCCCAGUUGUUCUAACAAGUUUGGAGCAAGCUGUUUAACAACUUGUAACAAGCUUGAUGGCAUUAUCAGACUGUUACAAGGUUGUUCAAACAAAUCUGAUACAGUCAUGAUAUAGUAAACAAGAAUGUUACAAGGUUGACGACACAAGGUUGUAACAGUAUUGUUAUAUCAUGACUUUAUCAGACUUGUUUGAACAACCUUGACUGAUAACAUCAACAAGGUUGUUCCAUACUUGUUGACAACUUGGGACAAGCAGUGCGAACACGACUUGUUGACGGCUUGUUGGUAGACUUGCUACAAGAUGUGAGAUUUUGACGUGUGUACCUGAAAUAUACAAGCAAUACUUCGACUUUCCGAGCGCAGGCCCUUUAUCGAAAAGUGAGUGUCUACUACAGACCGUUAAAGUUAAUAGAGCAAUCUAGUAUAGUAAAAAAGUUAGUUCAGUUUAUUUUGACAUAUCACUAAUACUGAUUAUAAUUUAUUCCAGGCUAUCGUCAUAUCAAAUUAAAAAGUGAUUGUAACCAGGCCUUGUGUCUUCCUGUGUUGUUUGUCUCUAUUGUCACCGCUGAUUAUGUACCUUCGGGAUUCUCGGGUAUGUAGAUGUAUAUCAAGGGAUCCCUGACGAAAAAAGUCUAUAGGUGGCCUAUAGGUUCCUAUAGGAAAUGUUCCAAUUCCCUAUAGAAGCCUUUAGGCACAUAUAGAGAUAUAUAGGCUUAUAGGCAUCCCUAUAGGUCACCUAUAGAAAAUGUUCCAUGCAAUUGCCUAUAAAAACCUAUAGGUUUCCUAUAGAAACCUAUAGGUUGGCCUAUAGGCCAGGGCUAUAGACUUUUUUUGUUGGGGAUGUAAUUCAGUGGCGAAGCUAGCCAUAGCAACAGGUCACGCGAUGCAAUUUUUAAUGUUUUAACAAAGCUACUACAUAUAAUCCAAAGAACUGACAUUAUUUUCUAAUAAUCACCGUGACCAUUUAAGUAAAUUAAUUAAUGCCUCUAUGUUACCGCAGAUUUCGCUGAUGCUCUGACAAAUCCUAUCGCGUUCCAGUCCAAAGCCGAGAUCAGAGGACACAUGUUGGAAAGUUUAAUGGACGAUGAUGAAGCUUCUUCACAGGUAUAAAUGUCUACUUUUACAUAAAAUAUGGGCCUUCGUUGUCACAGUCGCCAAAGCAAGCGCCUUUCACCUCAGAGAUCGUGGGUUCAAUUCUCGCUACGGACUCAUGUGAAAAGAGUCGGUCAACGCUCUGCCGAAAGUCGUGGGUUUUCUCCGGGCGCUCCGGUUUCCUCCCACGGGGAAAGUUGACAGGGUGGGCAGGCCUUAGAAUAUCGGUCGGUCACGGACAUUGUCCGACCCAUUCAUCAAAAUGUCCGACGUAGAGAGGAAACCACCGGACAUUCUGUCCGACCUAAGUGAAACUGAGGUUUAUUGUUUGUCCGACCUGAGUGUAUUGCUGUCCGACCGAACUGUGGCUUUGUCCGAAGCUUUCUGCACGCACGUAAAUCAAAAUGUACCCUAGUCCAGAACCAGAGUUUGUAUAAAAAUGAACCGGAAAUGUUGCGGGGCGACGAGUAAAAUGGUGAGGUGGAAAACGGGCUUAACUCUUAAGUUAUCGAAGUCGUACUGCUAUCAUAGGCAAGCAAGUUAAUUUUGGCUUGGAAAUAAGUAUGAAUGAUAUAUAUAUGUUAUUUACCGGAUUGGAGGUCCGCGAAUGAAGCUGCCAAAUAAAACGUCGUUUCUAUCAAUGCUAUCGGGAAGAGAAUUAUCUUUUGUGAGAUAGUAAAAUUCGUUUUCACUGUGUUUUCCAUCGUCUGCAGACAUUUUAAUGUUUUAAAAAGUAGCCUUUAAACUCGUCUUUAAAUUUUGAAAAAUAAAAACAUUGGCUCUAUGGCUUUAAAUCUCGCGCGGUCCGUACGGGUUCAUAUACGGACCGCUCAUGUAGCCGAUCAGAUUGCAGAAAAGCGUAAAAUAUGACUUCGGACCGCAAGAAAAAAAUAAUAUUUAAUAUCUUCACAACAUUUAGUUCAGAAUGAAUACAUUGUGCUGAUAUUAAUUUGCGUCAUUCAGACUUAUUUCCAACCCAAACUAAACUGAAGGUCAUCGGACAUCAUCAUACAUAUGUUCGACCCAAACUCAAAGGCAUCGGACAUUUUGUCAGACGGCCCUGUAAAAGAUAUUUUAAGGCCUGGGUGGGUUAGGAUAAACAUAGCUAGGGAAGUAAUAUUACAAUUGUUGUAAAGAUAAAUAGUCUAAGGCUAACUAGGUAAUGCUUGAUGUACUCGGUUACUGAGAAGCCCCGAGUUAGCUGAUGCCAACAAAACCUUGAUAUUUACCCAUAACCUAACAUGGCAGCACCCUAUAUGUAUAUUAUAUAAAUGAACGUGUGGUUAGAGCUCGACAACUGGCCUCUGUAGUUCAGUUGGUUAGAGCACUGCACCGGAAUCACAAGUUCGAUUCCUGCCAGGGACCUAAAGUUGCAUUUUUCGCAACUGUUCCUGGUUAAUAGUUACGGGAACCACGGAGUAUUUUUAUAAAACACAAAAGGACAGUAACUCCAAAUAACAUUUUGUAGCUUUAAUGAAUCUACGUUUCGACUAUAUUUUAGUCAUCAUCAGGACAGAUUGUUCCUGGUUAGGUCCAAUAAGUAAUGUUUACAACAUGAGCGGCCGUGUUGUAUCGGAUACAACAUGAAUCUGUAUCACAUAUACAGAUACGACACGCUUAUGAUUUUUCUUUGUGUUUUCUUCAUGAAUUAUUAAUGAGUUUUUUAAAUGUAUAUAAAUUUCCACUCGAUAAUUUCCAUCAACAAAACCCUUCAACUACAGUAUAAUAUCAACAAAAUCUUGAUAUGUAUGUAUUAUGUAUGUACAUGUAUGAUCAAGCGAAACAUUCAUUUUCAUUGUAUAAAUAUAUUUCAUUUUCAUUUUCCUUUCAAGGUCCCAGAAAUGCAGCCAAAGCUUGGUAAGUCGUAUAUCUUUAUAUUUCAUCUUUGUAUGAUUGGAAAGGACGUGUCUGAAGUUGGUCUCUGAACUACCUGAAAUUGAAUAAAAGCACUUAGACAUUUGAGCCGAAGAAACUUCAGGACGUGUUUUUAAAUCAUUUUUCUGUAGUUCAGACACACUCACGCGGAAGCAUAGUGGCCGAGUAUUUUACCCCGUUUUAGCCAUAAUGCGAGGUGAUUACCAGAUUACAUUGAUAUCGAAGGAACUAGACUCAGUUCCGAAAUAUCACAUACUCGAACCGACCUGACCGCGUAGCUCAGUUGGCAGAGCAUUGGGCUAGUAUUCCAAAGGUCGUAGGUUUGAUUCCCACCGUGGUCAGGCAUAUUUUUCAAGCCUGCCCGGUGUGGAUAUACAUUCAGAGUGACAUCACAAGCAAAAUAUACAGUAUGUUCGAACAGAACGGAGACCUUUCAUCUAUAACUAUUUUUCUUUCUGUUAUUCCAGCACCAGUGCUACCCGCGAAUAUACGUCGUUCAUCAGCGCAAUUCCAGGCCCAAGGCGGAAGAUGUGUGAAACCCUCCAUGUCAGUUGGUAACCUGGGCAACGGAACACAAUGUUCUUCGAACAGAUCAGUCUCACUGACUGCCGAUCAUAUUGACGGUACUGAAAACUCAUCAAGGAGAUUUAAACGAUCUCAGAGCACUAAAAAACGAGAAGGUUAGCUUGAGUUGAACUUAUUUCAAAUGAAUAAUGGCAUAAUUUAGAUUUAGCCUGAUUUAGAUAUAUUGGCUUAGCCAGCCCCAAACCUAAUCAUCCUGGGGCACGGUCCCCCGGAAAAUAUUUCUAUUUUAGGAUCUGUGAAACACUAUUCCAUGCAUUUUAGACACGUUUCUUGAUCAUUUGAAAGCCACAGAUUUCGUGUGUUUUAUGUCAUAGAUGAAAAUAUGAAAAGGGUAUGCUCCAAUAGUUUGUCGUCAGAUUUGAAAGAAUUGCAAAAUUGGUCAUGAAGACAAGUGGUUAGAGAUAAAUCGGUGAUCUACAUCAGGGUUUUUUUCAGGGAUUUUUUAGGGGGAUAAAACGGCCCCAAAAACUCAAUCUUGAAUUGAGUUUUGAAACUCAAUCUUCUCAUCAAAAGAUUCUGUGCAAUAAAAUGAAGUUGUUUGAGUUAAAUCCAUGACGUGUGCAAAUUAGGUUUUAGUUGAAAACCCAAAAAUUAAGUAAAAAAUGGCUGGAAUUCAUUUCACAACACAAUUACACAUUCACCGUCUUUAACCAGUUUAUAGUGUCCCUUAGUGCCCCUGCUUUAACACAUUGUAUCUCCACUACACUAAAGUGGGUACAGGUUUUAGCCUCCCGGUAGGGCGGAGGGGGGGGGAGGGGGAGAGACAGCCGCCUCAGACCCCCAGCUAUUCAGCUAAACUCAAUCUCCUCUGCAAAAACGGACCCAAGAGAAAAUCCUGGAAAAAAAACCUGUACAUGUACCCAAAACCGUAUUACCAAAACACCUAUUACUGCUAAAAUGUCAAACUAUUAAUUUCAGAACAAUUUCCCGCCAACCAAUCAUAUGUUACCAAUCGAUUUCAUGACGUAACGAAUGUAGUCGCAUUCCUCUGAAUAUUUUCACACAAAACAUGACGCACGUUUUUUGGAGCGAUCUGCGGUUUUGGUAACAGGCGCACGACAGGAAAAGAAAAUGAAAUCCCAAUAUCGACAACGCAUAACAAACCCGACAUCUCAGGCAUUCUUUAUAUGAGAGAUUCAAUGGACCAAUCCCAUAUUAAUCAAAAUUUUGAUCUCAACAAGUCUAGACAAAAUUCCAUCACAGCUUGAAAGAGCAUCACAAAAUUAGUAAUAUUCCAAAGUUUUGUUUGCGAAAUGUUGUAAAAUGCGGAUAAUAGCCUAUAGCCUUGCGAAAUUUGCAAUUUUCAGUCAUUUUGUAUUACGAGCGUGAAACGGUCACCACUUUUCCAAAAUUUUGAUCUCAACUAGCCUAAACAAAAAUUUCAUCACAGCUUGAAAGAGCAUCACAAAAUUAGUAAUAUUCCAAAGUUUCGUUGCGAAAUGUUGUAAAACGCGGAUAAUAUAGCCCUGCGAAGUUUGCAAUUUCCAGUCAUUUUGUAUUACGCACAGAAGUGGUAACCAUUUCCCGUUUGUAAUACAAAAUGACUGAAAAUUACAAACUUCGCAAUGCUAUAUUAUCCGCAUUUUACAACAUUUCGCAACGAAAUUUUGUGAUGCUCUUUCAAGCUGUGAUGAAAAUUUUGUCUAGACUUGUUGAGAUCAAAAUUUUGGUUGAUGUUGGAUUGGUCCAUUGCUCCUGUUUUUAAAAUAACAUCUUACAUUUUUAUUUUGCAGAAGAUCCGAAGAUUGUUCCUGUUCCUAUUCAUGAACUACGUGACCAUAAAGUGAGUCCUGAAUUGAAAAUGUUUUACCAGAUCACAAAUACCGUGGCCGUCACCCCCCUGAAAACAUAUUGAAAUUUGAUGUUCCAGGGGGGUGAAUACCUCUCUUUAGGGUACUUGCUAAGUCGCCAGAUAUGCGCAGUAAAAACUACCUUACGUUUUUUCUCACGAAGUGAGACCUCUGCAUGGUUAGUACUCUGUGACCAGAUCAUGGGUGGAAUAAUUAGUUAUUCUUCUUACAUGUAUUUACUUAGAAUGUGGAAAAAGUCAAGGAGAAACACAAAAAAGACAUGUCGCUACUGGUUCGCAAACACAUGAAGGUAUGAUCAUGCACACUUAAACGAUUUGUGUCACACCAUAGUAUCCCGGACUUUUGUUAUUGCUUUUAUCGUUCUCAAAGUCAUCAAAUAAUGAUAAAAAUACCUUAUUUGGUACAUUGGUACAUUUCCAAUAAGAAUCAGACGAAAGAAGCAAGGAUUUUCAAAGAAUGGUUUAAAUAUAUGACGGAUUACAAGAAUCCUUUUCGGAUUUGCCGAGAUUGAAGGUGAUCACACUAUGUGGCACCAUUCGUUCUCUGAAAUCUACAUAUGCAAAAGUUUAUAUUUGACUUGUACAGGAAAUUUUGAUUUUUGGAUUUUGUUGCCAGGAAGAGAAAUAUAUUUUCUAGGCAUGAGGGAAAACCUGGCAUGUUGUGAUUGGUAGAAUCAAACUGGAAGCUGCGUCUUAUGUGACUGAGGCAAAAUUAUAAUCAGCGAAUGGGUGAUUCCAGCUAUGGCCACAUAAAAUAAAUUCCUUGAUUCUCAUCGCUAAAUUUUAAAAACUCCCAGGAGGCGGGAGGUUUAUAUUUUAUAUUUUAUGUCAAAAUAUAAAAAAAAAGUUUAAAAUUUAAAAAAUUGGAGAGGGAGGUCUUUUUAUAUUUGCCCUUAAAUAUAUUGUAGAAGAACGCUAUAUAAGUGGAUAAUUGCACAUGCGCUAAUGAACAUGCAUAAGGGUCCACACAAAUCGUUGUAAUAAGACUAUAAGCCCAUUUUUCCCUUCAGUAUCCCAAGCAUCCCUUAACAUGUUGCAAUAUUAACGAUAAAACAAUUUUAUAUCGCAAAAAUUCCAAUAUAAAAUAUAAAAAUAUCUAAAUCUCUGAAGAUGCUCGGUCGGGCGGUAAAUUUAUAUUUUAUAACAAAAAUACAAAAAUAUAUCAACGCGGAAACCAAAAUAUCGUCGGGCGGUGAUGAGAAUCAAGGAAUUUAUUUUAUAUGGCCUAUAGAAUAAAUUUUGAUCAAGGCAAGAAGAACGAAAUCCAACACCACAGCUAGAAAGAGCGUCUUAGAAUGAGUAAAACUGCAAAGAUUGGUUGCUAAAUGUUGUAAAAUGAAGAAAAUAUAGCCCUGUGAAAUUUGCACAUUUUGUAUAUAUUUGUAUUACGCGCGGUAAAAAUAACCACUUUCGGCCCAAAAAUGGUUAUUUUUUCCCGCGCGUAAUGCAAAUAUAUACAAAAUUUGCGAACUUCACUGAGGCUAUAUUUUCCUCAUUUUACAACAAUUCGCAACCAAACUUUGCACUGAAUUUUACUCAUUUUAAGAUGCUCUUUCCAGCUAUGGUAAUGGCUUUCGUUCUUCUUGCCUAGAUCAAAUCAUCCAUUGCGUAUAUGGCAGAAAUCGAAGCCCAAUUUAAACUGAAUUACUUACAAAAGACCUGUAUAACCAUAUGAAGAAUUUCCAAUGUUUUAGGAAAAAGACAGGCUUCAAAAACAACAUUUUACAACACAAGAGAAGUUAGCGAAGGACAUGGAUAAAGAAAUUGAAACGACGAAGAAGAAACUAGACAAAACGUUGAAGAGAGCAUCAAAAUCUGGGUAAGAUACGUUUUUGGUUUUGAUAAAUUGUAAUUUGACUCCUGUAUCCUACCUAAAAUACCCCCCCCCCCCCUUCCCUCAAGAUAAUGUUUAAAAUGUGGAGGAAAUAAUAGCAACAUUGGGUAGGGGAGGAGGGGGACAAAAAGCUGAUGAAGUUAGUUGAAUACAUUUUCCUAAAAUUUUGAUCUAUUUUAUUAACAUUGUACAUGAUUCAGGGUUCCAUUCCUGGCAGGCGUUUGGCCAGGGUGUCAAAACUGGUCGUCCAAAAAAUACCGUUAGUGUGGCAACCUAUUUUUGUGGACGUGGUCAAAAAACAGGACGCUUAAAAUCAAUUGUCACAUACUUAUAAUUCAGCUUCUUUUCAACAAAUGCUAUUAAAACAUAUGCAAUCGAUAAAGUAAACAGCAGCUGACAUGUAACUUUUGAUUUAUUAAAAAAAAAACAAAGCUUGAGAGUUUUAAGAAAACAUUUUCUUAUGCUGUCCAUGGCCGUCUACGGCUGGCUAAAUGUCUGUCCCUCGGUCGUAUGCGAGAUGAAUGCUUCCUAGCUGUUACUGGGCCUCUAGGAGGAACAGUUUAGAACUGAACGAGUUAUCUAAUAUAAUAAAUAAACUAUGUAUGGGUAGUUUAGUUGAGGUUUUCCUUUGUAGUAACACUGGUCCAUUUAAUAUGCAGUACAGGUAUAUACCCUUUACUGAAGAACCAGAACUGAUGGACCACUGAUUUACUUCAGUUUAAUGUAAAGCUGUUUCAUUAGGAUUUCAACUCAAUAUCUCUGUGUAUUUGUUAUUUUUAUGUGAAGAAAAUACGAAGAGGUUUACAAAGAAGGGGUCCAAGAAGUUGCAAGUCUUCGUAAAGACCACGAGAUGAGGGUAAGAGAAUGUAUGUAGUAAUUGACCAACUGAGCACAAUCUCCUGAUAUCAAGAGUAUUGUUAACUCGACAUACAUAGGUAUUAUACAUACAAGUACAUGUAUUUAUAUUAUACUCAUUAGUUUUGAGCUCGUGUUACGUAAUACAUAACCUCUUCUUAGGGGCUGUUUAUAUGGUCCCGCUUACCCGGGAUUCAAUGAAAUGUGGAGUAUUUUGAGCAAUUGAAAUACGUUUUUCAACCCUAAACAAAAGUUAGAUAACUUUAAAUAUUGUUUAAACGAAAUUAUGAACGCACUAGAAGUUUUGUAGUGGAAGAAGCCAAUAGCAUUCAACAACAUUUUGUUUUUUGUCUAAAACAUGGAAUUUCAUACAAUUUGUAACAAGCAAUUUUGUUAGAUCAUGAAGUGCGACUUAUUUUAAUUGCUCAAAAUACUUCACACUUCAUUGAAUCCCGGGUAAGCGGCCCAGCCCCUUAGAGUAAGACGUCUUCGAGUAAGACGAAUGCUGUAUUUAUUCAUGUGUUUAAAAUAUAUUUAUUUCUUCAUUUAACAGAUGAAUGUGUUGAAGUUGGAACAACGAGAAGAAGUGAUCGCAUUGAUAGAAAAACAACUGAAGGAACAACAUGCCCUGGCAAAAGAAAGCGUCCAGCCUGUACGUCUAUUUUUGCAUACAUAAAGAACGUAUUUUUAUCGCGCUAUAAAUCCUAACCGAAAAUUAUAACGAGCGCAGUGCUACAUAUAACAUCUAAACGGCUAAUUACUGCUUUGUUUUUGCGGCUGAUUUAGGAAUUUGACGAGUUGCGUGUCGUUAUGGAGUUGACAAAAACAAAACAAAGUAAAAAAUUAGCUGAAGUUCAUGAAAGGUAGGAUUGUUGGAGAUUAACAAUAUAUAAAUAUAUAGACAGUAUUAACAGUUUAGAAGCCGGAAAUGCGGCAUGCGCCAACACUUCCGGUGAAACGAACACAUGUUGUAAAAACAUUAGUGACGAGAGCGAGCGUGCGAAUGGCGAUUGUUAUAUAGGGCGAGAUAUUAAACAAGCAAAAAAGGAAAGAGAUUGUUAACUAAACCUGUGUUUAUAAAACUGUGAAUUGUCGUAAACACAACAGGAGGCAAUUUACGACACCUGGCACCUCCCAACGGGAUUGUAACUAGAGAUUUAGGUCGAGCAAGAGCAAGGGAAUUCCGAAUAUAAUGGCAUUAAAACAACAACUCGACGAAAUUGAUGGCAAGUUACGUUUACUCAAUUUUACGACCAAGAAAACCGAUGAUAUACUUAAAACAAACGAUGAAGAAGUCGCUAUUUGACAAAAGGGUCAAAUAACAAAGAUUAUUUUGGCUAUAAGUGACCUGAAACAACCAAUCGAAGAAAAGAAAUUUAUCGAAGGCGACUCCGAAGAGAAUGUCGCAGCAUGGGGGGAAUCAAUCGAGGAAAAUAUAGCUUUGGCCGACGAGAAAGUGAAGCAGUUAAACGAGUAUAUUCGGCGCCUUAAAGCAGACGAACGCCAGAAAGAAAGCGCCCUGGAAAACGAAAAUAAACGACUAUUAGACGAAGAAAAUUAUGCGAGACAACAAGCCUUCGAGAAACACGAAAGAGAUAAACAACUUGCCUUCGAACAGGAACUUUUCAAUCAAAAAUUACAGUAUCAAAAGGAAAUUAAAGAAGUUCAAGCAGGGAAAAACUCAUCCACAAAGCUACCAAAGCUUGUAAUUACACCUUUUAAUGGCUCAUAUCACGACUGGUUGCGAUUCUGGGGCCAAUUUUCUGCGGGUAUUGAGUUGGCCGAUAUUCCUAAUGUGAUGAAAUUCUCUUACCUGAAAGAGUUAGUAGAACCCAAGAUUCGGACAUGUAUAGAUGGACUGCCCUUCACGACCGAAGGAUACAAAAGUGCGAAGAAAAUCCUUGAAGAAAAAUAUGGAAACACCAGUGAAAUUGUGAAUUCCUAUGUGGAAGAAAUCGUGAAUUUGCCAACAAUAACAAGUACCCGCCCGGAGAAAAUACACCCCUUCUACGAGAAAUUGGUUUAUUGUGUCCAGUCACUAGAAACUUUGGGAAAACUUCAAGAAGUAAAUGGAUAUGUACGACUUACCUUGAACAAAGUACCUGGAAUACGUGGGGACUUAGUCAGAACUGAGCCCAAAUGGAAAGACUGGACAUUCACAGAUUUAGUCAAAGCACUGUUCGCUUGGACUGAAAGAAACCCUAUUGAAGCAAAGACAAGCAACGAAAGGAAAGAUGCAUCAAGGGCUUAUCAGACUCGUCAAGUAGAUCAGAAAUCUCGAGCGUGUGUAUAUUGCGACUCUAAAAAUCACAAGUCCAUUGCUUGUGACUCGGUGACCACCUGUGAAGCUCGACGAAAGAUUUUGUCGGACAAGAAACUGUGUUUUAACUGCACGGGUGGUAGUCAUAGGGCAUCUGAGUGUAGGAGUAAGCAAACCUGCCAGAACUGUAACCGACGUCACCACACCUCAAUAUGUGAACUAGCCAAAACCAUUUUGACCGCAGCAUACCACCCCAGCGAUCACAAAGUAAUUUACCCAGUAGUUCUUGUCGAAGUCGACGGUACCAAGUGUAUGGCACUGCUUGACACUGGUUCCGGAAGCUCAUACGCAUCUGCGAAGUUAGUCGAACAGUUAAACAAGAAACCUAGUGAGUCGAAAGUUACAAGAGUUGAAAUGCUAAUGGGAUCAGCAACUCGUCGAGUGGAAGUCUUUAAUGUGAACAUUAGCAAUACCGAAGGCAACUUUAACUUGAAAACUAAGCUGACUAAAGUAGAAAAACCUUGUUUGAUGGAACUUCCUAACCCUCACUAUGACAGUCUAAUCAAGAAAUAUCCCCAUCUUGGUGGAGUGAAGAUGAUUGACGAUGACCAAAAGGAUCAACUUCCAAUACAUGUCGUGUUGGGAGCUUGUGACUAUGCCCGUAUCAAAACAAAAUGUGCCCAAAGAGUCGGUUCACCUGGAGAUCCAGUUGCAGAGAAAACAUCAUUCGGCUGGACUAUGAUGUCAACCGGAGUUGAAAGUGAUUCAAACAAGAUGUUGCUAACACAGACCUCCACUGCUGAUUAUGAAAACCUCUGUCGGUUGGAUGUGCUUGGUUUAAAAGAUCUUCCAGAGAAUGACCAGGACAUUGUUUACGCAGAAUUCAAAGAGCAACUGAGACGUGACCCUGCAGGAUGGUACGAGACUGGGUUACCCUGGAAGGGUAACCAUCCCCCUUUACCAAGUAACAAGCAGGGUAGUGUUCGACGGUUAGAAUCACUAAUGCGAAAACUGAAUCGCUCUUCCAUUACCGAGAAAUAUGAUCAGAUUAUUCAAGAACAGAUUCAAGAGGACAUUGUACAGAGUGCUCCAGAAAAACCUAACGGACAUGAGUUUUAUAUCCCGCACAAACCGGUGAUUCGAGAGAACGCUGACAGCACUAAAUUAAGAAUCGUAUAUGAUGCAUCAGCCAAAGAAAGCGCAGAAGCACCAUCACUUAAUGACUGUCUUCAUACCGGCCCGUCAUUGCAGAACAAGCUAUGGAGUGUUUUGGUCCGCGGUAGAUUUCAUCCGGUUGCUGUCAGUGGUGACUUGCAGAAAGCCUUUCUGCAAGUCAGAAUCAAAGUAGAAGACCGUGAUGCACUGCGGUUCCAUUGGAAGCCCAACAGUCAAGCUGAGAUACAAACCCUCAGAUUUACUCGAGCCUUGUUCGGGUUGGCGCCAUCACCCUUCUUGCUGGGAGGGGUGAUCGAGUACCAUCUACAAUCGUGGGAAGAUAGAAAACCCGAUACUGUUGCUGAAAUCAAGAAGAGUCUUUAUGUUGACGACCUUAUCUCGGGUUCCACUACUGUUGAGAAAGCGAAAGAAUUAAGAGACGGUGCAAUUGAAAUUUUUGAAGAUGUUAAAUUCACCCUCCACAAGUGGAAUUCCAAUGAAGAUGAGUUACAACCAAAGGAAGUAAAUGCACAGUCGGAUGAAAGUACCUAUGCUAAGCAACAACUUGGAGUCAAGGCAAACGAAAGCAAAAUUCUCGGUCUUCCUUGGGACAAGGCGAAAGAUACCUUAAAGGUAGUUUAUCCGCAAGAGUAUGGUGACGUGACAAAACGAGGUAUCCUUACUAGUUUGGCAAAGAUAUACGAUCCACUUGGCCUUGUUUCUCCAACAACCCUAAUUGGAAAGCUUGUGUAUCGAGAUGUUUGUGAUCUGAGGUCAGCCUGGGAUGCGCCUGUUCCAAGUCAGCCAAACAUUCGGUGGAAGAAAUGGUUUGAUGGUCUCCCUAAUGACGUACAAUUUCCAAGAUCUAUUGUGCGACAUCAAGAGACAAUCGAAAGCGUAGAUUUACACAGCUUCGGAGAUGCAAGUGGAAAUGUAGUUGCGGCCGCAGUUUACGCAAUUGUGAAUCAACAAUCUGGAAGCAGUCAAGGUCUUGUAGCAGCGAAAUCACGUCUAGCGAAAAGAAAUACUACAAUCCCACGACUCGAACUGACGUCAGCACACAUGGCAACGAAUCUCCUUAACAACGUCAAGAAUGCUCUAUCGGGAUUUCCAAUAAACGAACUGCAUGCGUGGUUAGACAGUACCGUGGCCUUGUAUUGGAUUCAGAACGGCGGUGAUUACAAGCAGUUCGUGGCGAAUAGAGUUCGAAAAAUUCAAGAGUAUAAUGAAAUUGUUUGGCAUCAUGUACCAACUGGAGAUAACCCUGCGGAUCUUGGGAGCAGAGGCGGAAGUGUGACAAACCACAACCUUUGGUGGAACGGCCCGGAGUGGCUCGCCAACCGAGAAGAAUGGCCCCCUGAUAUUGUGAUCAAAUCUUCACCUGGAAGCAAAGCAGAAACGAAGAUGACGAAAGAGGUCAUUAACGCAGCAGUGGAACGAGUCGAUGAUCAAUUCGAUGAUCUGUUGAAGAAGCACAACCUUUGGAAGGUCCUGCGAAUCGGUGCAUGGAUCAAUCGUUUCCUACUGAAUUGCAAAGCAAAACCUCGAGAUCGACAGUUGGGUCCUCUGCGCGCCAGUGAGAUAAAGAUCGUGAAGAAAUGGUGGAUUAAACGAGUGCAGAACGAAGCGAAAAACCAACCAGUAUUUGCUAAAGAAAGCCUGGAACUGAAUCUUCAAGAGAACGAUGAACAUAUCCUAGAAUGUAGAGGAAGAAUUCAGGGCGUCUAUCCUGUAUACCUACCUGACAACCAUACCUUUACCGAGAAAGUAGUUGAAGAUUCUCACUUGCAAACGCUCCACGGGGGAGUGACCUUAACCAUGACCCACGUCCGAAACAGCUACUGGAUCCCCAGAUUAAGAAGAUUGGUCAAGCGUAUUCGAAAGAGUUGCUUCGGGUGUAAGCGAGCUCAAGCGAAGGCGUAUUCUGUACCGCCCCCUGGAAUCCUACCAACAACAAGAACAGAAGGAAAAAAUGCGUUUGAAGUUAUUGGAGUGGACUUUGCGGGUCCACUUAAAUAUUGUACAGCUCGAAAGACUUUCAAGAAAUCUUAUUUGAUCUUGUACACAUGCAGCCUGACUCGUGGAAUGUAUUUGGAAUUACUACCAAGCUUAGAGACGGACGAGUUCUUGAAAAGCUUUAAAACAUUUAUUGCAAGAAGGGGACGACCAAAACUCGUGUAUUCUGAUAACGGGGGAACCUUUGUGGGAGCAGCGUCCUGGCUCAGACAAGUUAUGAAUGACGAGAAAUUAAACGGCUACUUGGCAAGGCAAGAGAUGGAAUGGCGGUUUAACCUUAGUCGCGCCCCAUGGUGGGGCGGCCAGUUCGAGCGACUGGUGGGACUGGUCAAAUCAGCUAUGUACAAAGUCAUUGGCGGUGGAAACCUAUCUUGGAAAGAACUACAAGAUGUCGUCCUAGAUGUCGAGGUAACCCUCAACAACCGGCCCCUUGAUUACGUCGAAGACGACGUUCAACAACCUACAUUAACACCCAACUCGAUGUUGUUUGGACAAUCGAAUACUAUCCCACAACUAGAGCCCCACAACAUUGAAGAUACAGAUCUAAGGAAACGAGCAAAGUAUUUGCGAAGGUGCAAGGAUGCAGUUUGGCGUCGUUGGACCAAGGAAUACCUAAGAGCACUACGUGAGAGACACAACCUAAAACACGGCACGAAGUUGGUUACACCGAAAAUUGGUGACGUUGCGAUUAUUAAGAAUGAUGAGCGGAAUCGAGGGAAAUGGCAACUUGGAGUUAUCGUGCAACUUAUCACAGGCAAAGACGGGAUUGUCAGAGGAGCGAAGUUACGAGCGGGAAAGGGUAUUCUUGAGAGAGCCGUACAGCAGUUGUAUCCAUUAGAACUUUCGUGCAAUU
Messenger RNA from Paramuricea clavata, 38704 nucleotides. Lineage: Eukaryota; Metazoa; Cnidaria; Anthozoa; Malacalcyonacea; Plexauridae. The record is from the annotation of a GenBank genome assembly.